Messenger RNA from Pelmatolapia mariae (spotted tilapia), 1449 nucleotides. RefSeq names its product glycoprotein-N-acetylgalactosamine 3-beta-galactosyltransferase 1-B-like. The record is from RefSeq and is a predicted model, not a curated record. Lineage: Eukaryota; Metazoa; Chordata; Actinopteri; Cichliformes; Cichlidae. Bases 1 to 1449 code for a protein of 482 amino acids. Gene Ontology annotation, molecular function: N-acetylgalactosaminide beta-1,3-galactosyltransferase activity. Gene Ontology annotation, cellular component: membrane. The transcript has 4 exons.
AUGAAGACCCUCGGACCCAGAAUCUCAUUUUAUGCGGGCUUCGUGGUGGGAACCCUCACAUUGAGCGUGUUUCUGCGGCAGCUUUGGUUUGAGCGGCAAGUCAGCACCUUGGCCAGAGAUCUGGACUACCAGCAACAGCUCGAGGAGGAAAAGAAAAUGUGGAAGAAAGAGGGGUCUGCACUUUACAACCUCAAGCACCCUCAUCACAUAGGUGAGGAUAGCCGCAUGGCUGAUGAAUUGUACAAAAAGGUGCGUAUUCUUUGCUGGGUGAUGACUGGACCCAAAAACCUGGAGACGAAGACUCGACAUGUGAAGUACACCUGGAGUCGCCAUUGCAAUAUUUUGGUCUUCAUGAGCUCUGUGGAUGACCCCGACUUCCCCACAGUGGGAUUAGGUACAAAGGAGGGUCGGGAUCAGCUGUACUGGAAAACAAUUCGGGCCUACCAUUAUGUCUAUGAGCAUUAUGCAGAUGAAGCAGAUUGGUUCCUCAAGGCAGAUGACGACACCUACGUCAUAGUGGACAACCUGCGCUGGAUUCUUGCAAACCACACUCCUGAUGAGCCUAUUUACUUCGGCAGACGAUUCAAGCUCUUCACUAAGCAGGGCUACAUGAGCGGUGGUGCAGGCUACGUACUGAGCAAAGAGGCUUUGCGAAGAUUUAUAGAAGGUUUUAAAAGCAAACAGUGUACUCAUACUAGUUCUAUAGAGGACGCAGCGAUGGGGCAGUGCAUGGAGAAAGUUGGGGUGCUGGCUGGAGACUCCAGAGACUCUUUUCAUAGGGAGACAUUUCACCCCUUUGUCCUUGAGCAGCACCUCACUUUCAGAUCUUUUAAGAGCUUUGAGAGCUACUGCUACUACCCCGUUUUAGAGGGUCCUAACUGCUGCUCGGACAUGUCAGUAUCUUUCCAUUACGUGGAUGCUGUAGGCAUGUAUUUAAUGGAAUAUUACACCUAUCACCUGCGUGCCUUUGGCUACAGAUAUCGCUAUCAGCCUCCCACCCCACCUGGCUACAGUAUAAAUAAGUUUGAAUCCUGGGAUGCUGGGAAAAAAGACAAAAAGCUAGAACAAAAACUAGUCCAUCCAGACCUAUCCAGAACUGACAAGAGACAGAAUGAAGAUCCCCCUCCUGUAGAUGGUAAAGAUGGUCCUGCUGCUGCAGAGGAAUCUGCCAGCGAGGACACGGAAGCAACGGUGAGAGGCUUCAUUAAAACCCACCUGAAGCUGCCAGAGGACACCGUAAAGAACAUCACUUUCGAUCGAGUCCAUCGUAUUGGGGCUAAGAGGACCCGGACCGGGAGACCACGUCCUAUUGGGGCCAAAUUCGGCCACUUCAAACAGAAGGAGCAGGUAAAGAGUCGCGGCAGGGAGCUGAAAGGAUCGGACUUGAGCAUGAAUAACCAGUUCCCCAAAGAGAUCCUGGAACGACACAAGGUCCUGUUCUCAAUCUGA